This is a messenger RNA of Oryza sativa Japonica Group (Japanese rice), 2378 nucleotides long. RefSeq lists its product as uncharacterized. Lineage: Eukaryota; Viridiplantae; Streptophyta; Magnoliopsida; Poales; Poaceae. The record is from RefSeq and is a predicted model, not a curated record. Gene Ontology annotation, biological process: amino acid transmembrane transport.
UGAAAAUUCACUAAAAUUCUUCCGUUUCAAUGGAAACGUAAAUUCAGCCAUAUUAAUUUCUCUAAUCCCAAAUCUUCCAAGGCCUUGCUGAGGCUCCAUUAGGACGCAGAAAUUUUACAGUAUUUUUUUACAUGAAUCCGCUCAGUUUGUACUACGUAUUAUUAUUCAUUCUUCAAAUUCCCAAUCCAAAAUGUUUUAGAAACUCGUAUGUUGAAAAACUGGGCCUCGAAUGGUAAAAGAGGCCCAGAAUUCACCCGCCUCCUUUGACCCUACCAAAAUUUACCGUUGACCAUGUUACUCUCCAGCCGCCUCCACCUCGCCACGCCCUCCUCGCCGGCAACCUGCCCCUCUCCGCUCCGCCGCCGCCGCCGCCUCGGCCUCCCGGAGCCACGAACGCGUCGCCCUCCGCCACUAGCUUCCAAGAACCCCGCGCCGCCGCAGCCGCAGCCGUUGCCGCUGUCCUGGCUGUCGCCGAGGCGGCAAUGGCGGUGGCGGAGCGACUACGGCGACGCCGACGCCGCCGAAGAAGAAUCACCGGCGCCGCUCGUCGAGGACGGGGUAUCCGGUGGAGGGGAGAAGAAGAGCUUCUGGGCGGCGGUGAGCCUCAUCGUCGGAACGGCGGUGGGGCCGGGGAUGCUGGGGCUGCCGUCCGCCACCAUCCGCUCCGGGCCGGUCCCGUCCACGGCGGCGAUCGUGCUCUCGUGGGUCUACGUGGUGUCCUCCAUCGUCCUCGUCGCGGAGCUCAGCUUCGCCGCGAUGGAGGACGGCGGCGUCGACGAGGUCAGCUUCACGGGACUUGCGUCGAGCACCUUGGGGGCGACGCUCGGGGCGGUCGUGGCCGUCGUCUACGCCGCCCUCAGCUUCUCCCUGCUCGUCGCCUGCGUCGCCGGCAUCGGCUCGCUGGUGUCCCAGCUCUUCCCGGCGGUGGAUCCGGCCUUGGCCAACGCCAUCUUCCCGUGCUUCGCCGGGACGCUCAUCGCGUUCUUCCCCUUCAAGGCCGUCGACGGCGCCAACCGCGCGCUCUGCGGCCUGAUGCUCGCCUCCAUCACCGCGCUUGUUGUCACCGGCGUUUCCGUCGGCCGGAGCAGCAUGCUGAGAUCGCUCGGCUACGCCUGCUGGCGCCCUGCUACCAUCCUGCCUGCAAUUCCGGUGACCGUCCUGACGCUUGGGUUCCAUGUCAUCACGCCGUUCAUCUGCAAGAUUGUGGGGGAUUCAGUGUACGAUGCGCGGCGCGCAAUACUGAUCGGCGGUGCCGUCCCAUUGGCCAUGGUGUUGUCCUGGAAUGCCGUCAUUCUCGGGUUGGCAAGUUCCAGUGGCGGUGCGAGAUUCGAUGAUCCAAUUAAGCUGCUGCUCUCGGUGAAUCCAGCAGCAUUGCCUGCCGUUCGAGGCUUUGCGUUUGCCGCAUUGGCGACGAGCUUGAUAGGAUACGCGGUGAGCUUUCCGAAGCAGCUGGCUGAUACAGUGGAGUUGAUUGGGCAGAGGUUUUCUCCGAAGCGAGGAAUUGGGCAGCUCUCUGAAUCUAGCGGUGGCCAUGGAAGAAAUGGGGCUAUUCUCACAUGGAUUGUGCUGAUUAUUCCUAUCGUUAUUGCGUCGUUCUUCUCAGCGGCCUUCUCCAAGGCACUGGAUUUUGCUGGGGUUUAUGCAAACUGCUUCCUUUUUGGGAUCCUCCCUCCUGUCAUGGCCUGGAUUCACCGGUCACAGAAGAGAAAGAGAUCGUCUGGUUCAUGUGAAGAUAUUUUGCCUGGUGGGAAUGUUGCUUUGUUGAUACUUUUCAGUAUUGCUGUGGUCCUAGCAUUCUGGCACUAGAUGACAUCUGGAAGACAAAGGUGGCUACAUAUCUCAGGGCCCAACCCUUCUGGAAGACAAGAUACCAUGUACUACGUUGGUAAGAAAAAUGUGCCAGAUCUGAGAGGUGUGGGGCUCUCUCUCCAUCUUUGUCUCCAAAUCAGAUCACCUUUUGCUUUUGACACUGGGUUAUUCUUUCAGUGCCUAUACCAAGAAAAUCUGAAGAUUCUGCGUUGUUUACAUGUAAAACGUUCUGAACUUGAGAAAAGUGAAAAGCAGUAUCUAGUGUGAAAUUUUGGGUGCUGAUUCUUUCAAGAUGAAAGGAGCCUUAGAUAGUGGAGGCAUCUGGAAGCUGCAGCUUCCAUAUCUGGUAACUUGAUGCUGCCUGCUUGCCUAAGUUGCUGUGUUAAUCCUAGUAUUAUGUCUGUUAAAAAUAUGUGUUGGGCGACGCUACUCUCUUUUCUGAUUUACAUGUGGACCAACCAUGUGGUAAUUGGAGUCGAUCAGCAUCUGAAACUUGUUUAGAGUAAUAAGUUAAUUAUGCUUUUUACUGUGUUCUCUACUGGUAUACGAAAGUUUGACGGUUCAUUCAA